UCAAACAAAAGACUUAAAACAUAUAUUGAUAUGUUAAAACAUAUUCAAACCUAGCAUAACCGUUAAUCAGUUAUAGAAUUUAUAUGGAGCUUCACGAAGAAAAGAUGAGUUUCGAUGAAAGAAAUUUUAGCGCAUACCUUAACAGAUCAUACAGUGACGGUUUUUCUCCGCCUCCUGAUAUUUGUGGAAAACAGAGGAAUUCCAAUGGAUAUUUACACCCUUGUUAUCGUAAUAAAAAGGGUAUAUCUUCCAAACAUGAUUAUCUCAGUGUACAGGGAUCUAUCAGAGAAGAAUCGCAAGUUGAUAAAGUAUCAGACAAAUCUCCCAAUUUGCCACACAGCAAAUACAUCACAAACAAAGAGGAGGUUACUGAACUUGAUGAUGUUCGAAUAUAUUAUGAAAUAGCAGAUUCAACCAAACUUAGAACGUCUGGGCAGUCCGACGUCAAAUGUUUUGACCAAAAAGAAUAUGUACUAAGACCAGCAGAUGACUCCUGCUUGCCGCAAGACAAAGAAGCAAAAAAAACAUCUGCAAACUCUCCUUGUUCUCCCUGUAGAAUGAUUAUUCUUGCUGCAAUAAUAAUAAUAAUACUCCUGAUUGGCCUUGGCUGUGCAGCUUAUUUCUUAUGGCUAAGAAAUACCAAUGAAAAGAGUAUCCCGUCAGAAGCACCGAGUUUAACUACGGAAACCGUCUGUUCACCUACUGAUAGAACGAUUCUUCACCUCAAUCCUGAUCAAAUAGCUGAAGUUAAAAGAAAGUUGUUGCCACAUAAUUGCGAAGCCUAUGUUGGUUACCCUGCAGGAGACCUAAGCAUUGAAAUUUUGAAGUCAGGAGAGCUGGAGUUCAAAAAAUUAGACGUUAUCAUUGAAAACACAGUGGACAACAGGACGUCAUGCGAAAUUCAUAGAAAAAUAGAUUUUAGAAUAGUAUUUACAUCUGAUAUGGAGAAGGCUAUCAUCAGAUGUUCAGUAAUUAAUAAACACUUCCCGGAUUCUCCAGCCUUUUAUUCAAAAAAUGAAACAGUUCGUCUAAUACCAGGUGAUUCGUGUAAAGAUAACACUGUAUCCCAAAGCUACCGUGUACAUCCUACAAACUGUCAGUAUUAUAUUGAAUGCCAGUACAUAGAACCCUAUGGUCGUGCAUGUCAGUACGGCUAUUGUUUUGGAAUAUACACAGUAGAAACAUGCACUCCAUGCAAUAGUGUUAUAUGUCUAGAAACAAGUAAGAAAGUGUUCGCAUAA
Molecule: messenger RNA, 1241 nt
Organism: Mytilus trossulus (common blue mussel)
Lineage: Eukaryota; Metazoa; Mollusca; Bivalvia; Mytilida; Mytilidae
Exons: 5
Coding region: 84-1241 (385 amino acids)
Cellular component (GO): extracellular region
Molecular function (GO): chitin binding
Source: RefSeq, a predicted model, not a curated record